UCUCUUAUACAUUGUAGCUAUUCGACUCCUCAGCUGAAACUAUUUUCUCUGACAGCAAAGCGAUACACAAGAGCACAGCUAGGCAAGAAGACACAAUGAAGGCUCUUCAAAUUCUUGUACUCCUGGCCUUGGCAGUCGUGGUGACCCUUGCAUACGAUUCAUAUGAGAGUCACGAGUCUUAUGAACGAUACGAUCCUUUUGUUAACCCAAGAAAUGCCAACUCAUUUAUGAAUUCACAGUACCGAAACAUACGUAUGAAUGAAAGACUCCGUGAGCGUGCCAAGAGCCCCCGGGAACGUCAGCGUGAGACCUGUGAGGAUUAUGAUCCCUGUGAACGUUACGCAAUGCGAUAUGGAUUCACUGCCGCAUACAAGAGAUAUUUUGGACAGCGUAACGGGGAAAAAUAAAUACUAUUAAGAAUCCCUCCAGAAAACAAGACCUCAGUAUCUGAGCUGAAACUUGCUGAGAGUCUUUGUAUCUUUGAAUGAAGUAUCUGCACUUUCUUUUGUUUGUUGAGCUUUCUGCAUGUCGCUGUAAUGUCAGAUGCCAAAGAAAGACAGUUUUGGCACAAAAAUGGGUUACAUUCAUUUUAUAUGUUCCUUUAAUAUCACAUGGUGUAAGUUAAUUCUUGGCUAGUUCUAUUUUGAGAAAUAAAAAGGCUGCUUUUCUACCUAAUGAAAUAA
Molecule: messenger RNA, 683 nt
Organism: Spea bombifrons (plains spadefoot toad)
Lineage: Eukaryota; Metazoa; Chordata; Amphibia; Anura; Pelobatidae
Gene: MGP
Product: matrix Gla protein
Exons: 4
Coding region: 96-407 (103 amino acids)
Biological process (GO): regulation of bone mineralization
Cellular component (GO): extracellular region
Molecular function (GO): calcium ion binding
Source: RefSeq, a predicted model, not a curated record